Molecule: messenger RNA, 820 nt
Organism: Brassica napus (rape)
Lineage: Eukaryota; Viridiplantae; Streptophyta; Magnoliopsida; Brassicales; Brassicaceae
Exons: 2
Coding region: 88-654 (188 amino acids)
Molecular function (GO): enzyme inhibitor activity
Source: RefSeq, a predicted model, not a curated record
AUAUAGCAUAUUAAACAAAAGCUAACAUCAAAAUCUGAUUCCCAUCACUUAGAGGUCGAGAGAAAUAAAAUAACUCCGGCGACAGAAAUGGCUUCUUCCUCAGGUUAUUUCUUCGUCCUUAGUAUUAUGGCAAUCUUGUCACAAUUUCUCUCUGCCCCAACAUCAGCCUUGACUAACAGAGAAUAUAUUGAUGCCAACUGCCAGCGAGUCAAAAACAAAACCUUUUGUGUCGACACAUUAACCACCUAUCCUCCCACGGUUUCUGCCACCGGCCUGUUACCAUUGGCGGAAGCCGUAAUCAACCUAGCAAUAGCCCAUGCUGAGAAGACAGCUGGUUUUGCGGCCGACACAGCCAAGAACGAGGCAGCACUGAAGACGCAGUUCAACCAGUGCCAUGACGCCUAUGUAGCAAUUGUUGCGUCUCUAAAAAGCGCAUCAUUGGAGCUUAAGGAAACACCAGACACUGCAAACUACGACGUCAUGGUCUCUGGUGAUGACACUAGUCGCGUGAAGGAUAUGAUUGGGAAAAACUUGGAUAAAUCUUCCAAGACGCUCAUGGAUAUGACAUUGCAGAUGGACAAACUUCUUGACCUCGCUGCUGGUGCCACCGAUGCUGUUGAUGACGACGACGAGAACAUACUUCGUCGUACUUAAUGAUGUUUGAACUAAGUCGGGGUUUUCGGUUUGUGGUUUGCUUUUGGUAAAAAAGUUGAAUAGAUUCAAAAGACAUAUAAACAACAUUAUGUCGCUGAUAAUUGAAUCUUAGGAAAAUUCUAUAAUAUAUGUGGAAAUUGUUGGGGUCAAAAAUCUGUUCUAACGA